Messenger RNA from Cololabis saira (Pacific saury), 2512 nucleotides. It is a transcript of the gene rab5ab, whose product is annotated as RAB5A, member RAS oncogene family, b. The coding region runs from base 224 to 874 and encodes 216 amino acids. The transcript is spliced from 6 exons. Lineage: Eukaryota; Metazoa; Chordata; Actinopteri; Beloniformes; Belonidae. Gene Ontology annotation, molecular function: GTPase activity; GTP binding. The record is from RefSeq and is a predicted model, not a curated record.
CUGUCAUCAUCGUCCUCACAAUGCGAAAAGGGAAGUUGAAAGAAGUGGGAGACAGCCGAGCCUUAUGAGCCCCUAACAUAACAGCAGCUGGCAGGAUCCUCGACACCCCGAGCUACAAACACCGAGCCGGAGACCCCGUUCCCGUAGAGCAGGCUUCUCUUUCCUGUAGUUUUUUUUUUCCCCACCGCAUCAGCAUUCGGGGGAAGAGACCAGACAGAGUGACAUGGCAAGUAGAGGCGGAGCCACGAGACCCAACGGCCCUAAUGCGGGCAACAAGAUUUGCCAAUUCAAACUUGUGCUUUUAGGAGAGUCAGCGGUGGGAAAGUCAAGUCUUGUACUUCGUUUUGUCAAGGGUCAGUUUCACGAAUUCCAAGAAAGCACAAUUGGAGCUGCCUUCCUGACUCAGACGGUAUGCCUGGACGACACAACGGUCAAAUUUGAAAUCUGGGACACAGCUGGUCAGGAGCGCUACCACAGCCUGGCUCCCAUGUACUACAGAGGUGCCCAGGCCGCCAUUGUGGUCUAUGACAUAACAAAUGAGGAGUCAUUUGUACGAGCAAAGAACUGGGUUAAAGAGCUUCAGAGACAAGCCAGCCCGAAUAUUGUAAUAGCCCUGGCCGGGAACAAGGCUGACCUCGCAAACAAGAGAGCUCUGGACUUCCAGGACGCACAGUCAUACGCAGACGACAACAGCUUGCUUUUCAUGGAAACGUCAGCAAAGACCUCUAUGAACGUCAAUGAGAUUUUCAUGGCCAUAGCGAAGAAACUUCCCAAGAACGAGCCCCAAGCCACCGGAGCCAGCAGCGGACGGAACCGGGGGGUGGACCUGACAGAGACGGCUCAGCCCAGCAGCCGUAGCUGCUGCAGUAACUAACCAGCUCUUCCUCCUCGUCCUCCACACACACACACACACACGCACAUACACACACAGUCAUACACGACCUUGCAGCUCCUGUAUCUUAUCUGAACAACAUCUGGACAUCGGGCUCGUUGGUUUCCUGACGUCAGACCUGAUCCUCACCCUCCCUCACUCCCUUGGAAUAGCUAAAAGACUCUGUAUAGCUGCAUUUCUAAUACCUUUUUUUUUUUGUUUUUGUUUGUUUAUGUUUUUUUUUAAACUUUUUUUAAAAAGUGUAUAUCAGUUAAUGGAUGCAUGUAUCACUACAACACCUAAAAAGAAAAAAAAUGAUGAAAAAAAACCAGAUCAAACACAUUUUUAUCUCUUAUUCAGUUGAAAGACUAACCCUGUUAAAGAAAGACGAGCGAGCGAGCGAGUGAGAAACCUGUGAAGUGUGAUUGUGUUGCGCGAGGGUGUGAUGUCACAAGUCACUUGGCCGGGUGGACUGGAUGUAAGGGUCUGUGGGUGGGUUGAAUCUUGUAUUUUUUGUUUUUUCUUUCUGCUCACAAUAAGAGGAAGUCCAAAUGGUUCCCAUGUUGAUGCUUUGCUUCUCAGACUGUUUGUUGUGGGCCACGUUUGCGUUGAGACGGUGCCAGGAGCGGAUUACCGUGCAAACCAAGAACUCCUCCCGCCUCACAUACACACAAGAAGACAAGCUCAUCCAAGCCUCCCCGUGGAAAACUAGGAAAAUAAGCUCUGUGUUUUCAGUUUUUCAGUAAAGUUUAGAGAAUAGAAAGGAAACCAAACAUGCCGACACAAGGCUGCUAUGACAGGACUCAGAUGAUUUGGCUGUUAAAAGUAUGCUUUCAUGUUGCAGCGUCUUCACACAAGUCUUGUGAGGAAAAGAGAGAAUUAACGGGAAAUGUCAAGAUGAACUUCCUGCCCAGUGGCAUGUCGUGCAAAGACUCAACUCGUCUACUCUUGUUCCAUUCAGGCCAGUUCUCAACCUCCAUCGAUAUGGGUGACCUGAAUAAAUAAAUAACUAAAAAAUAAGUGAUGGGGGGAUUUCAGCCUACAGAUCAGAAAGCACACAGGGGAAAAAAAAAAUUGGAUUAUUGCCCAUUGUCACAAAUCCUUAGUAAACCAAUACUCUAAUGUUGUUAAAGGUGCAGUUUUGGUUUCUUUCUUUAGUACAGCUUGCAGGAAUUUAUCUAAAGACUCCGAAAAAUUGUACAGUUCAAUAUCGGUCUGCUUCCUAUCUUCUGUUCUUUGUUUUUUUUUUUAUUAUUUCUCCUCAUGCUAGACCUCGUCACAGACUGGUCAAAUGUUAAGCCGUGGUGGUCUUUCUAGGUAUCUGUAGUGUUAACAAAUUCCCUCUCUGGUGUCUUGUUACCUUUUUUCUUUUCUUUUUCAGGAAUAGGUCCAUGGUUGAGUUUGAAAGGAACUUUUAUUGCAUUGCACAGUGUUGAUCAUGUUUUAAUUAUUGACUGCCCUUCAAUUUUUAUAUGACGGUCUGUAUUGGACUUGCUAACCUACGGCUAUAAGCAGGUAGCAUAAUUAACCUAACUGGUGGUCUCUUACAGCUCGGUGAAUUCUUAUGUAAAACAGCAUUACUAGUGAUGGGCUGAUGAGUUUUGAGUGUCUGAAUACAACUUAAUAAAUCCAAUAAAGACG